AUGAAAUUUAUCCGAGUCGCACCUUUAGACGUUCCAUUCGAAAGGCGACGCCAGACGGCUGUGGUCUUCUUAUGGCUGAUAUCACUACCAGUCACAUUAUUUAUAUUCUUCUUCAUGUGUACAGUCCCGUUCUUCUGGCCAUUUAUUAUCACAUAUUUAUUGUUCUUAUUAUUCGACAUUGCGCCUGAGAAUGGAGGGAGGCGAUUUGAAUGGGCACGAAAGGCACGAUUCUGGAAGUGGUACGCAGAUUACUUUCCGAUUAGUUUGAUCAAGGAAGCCGAUUUAGAUCCGUCCAAGAAUUACAUAUUUGGUUAUCAUCCACAUGGUGUGAUCGCAGUUGGAGCAUGGACCAACUUUGCAACCGAAGCAACUGACUUCUCCAAAUUGUUCCCUGGCUUAAUUGUUCGUCUCUUGACGCUGACUAGUAAUUUUAGCAUUCCUUUCUAUCGAGAUCAUGUGAUGUUUCAGGGAGUAGCUUCAGUGUCUCGGGCGUCUUGCCGGAAUAUAUUGAACAUGGGUCCAGGACACUCGGUCAUGAUAGUUGUUGGUGGCGCAGCAGAAAGUUUAAACGCGCGUCCCGGAGUGUACGAUUUGACCCUGAAGAAGAGAUUGGGAUUCGUCAAACUGGCUGUGCAAAAUGGAGCGUGUCUUGUUCCCGUUUUUUCAUUCGGUGAAAAUGACAUCUGGGAGCAAGUUGAUAACGAGCAAGGUGGCAUUGUGUGGAAGUUACAGAAAAAUAUGCAACGAUUACUUGGAUUCACUCUUCCACUCUUCCAUGGACGCGGCGUGUUUAAUUACAAUGUAGGACUAAUGCCACAUAGAAGGCCUAUUACAACAAUUGUCGGGAAUCCAAUAGAAGUUACACAGAAAGAUAACCCAACCGAAGAAGAACUCAGGACAAUCCAACAAAAAUAUAUCGAUGAAUUGUUUCGUAUAUGGGAGACUUACAAAGACACAUACGCUGAAAAUAGGAAAAAGGAGUUGACUUUAAUUGAUUGA
Paraglomus brasilianum is the source of this 999-nucleotide messenger RNA. The record is from the annotation of a GenBank genome assembly. NCBI's taxonomy places the organism in Eukaryota, Fungi, Glomeromycota, Glomeromycetes, Paraglomerales, Paraglomeraceae.